Mangifera indica (mango) is the source of this 1575-nucleotide messenger RNA. Its product is annotated as GDP-mannose 3,5-epimerase 2. Gene Ontology annotation, molecular function: GDP-mannose 3,5-epimerase activity; NAD binding. The transcript is spliced from 7 exons. The coding region runs from base 53 to 1291 and encodes 412 amino acids. The record is from RefSeq and is a predicted model, not a curated record. NCBI's taxonomy places the organism in Eukaryota, Viridiplantae, Streptophyta, Magnoliopsida, Sapindales, Anacardiaceae.
UUGUCUGCCGUGUAAGCUUGUUGGGUUGGGUCUAUAAAUAGCAAGCAGGAGAAUGAGUAAGGGCGCUUCAUUCACUCCUUUAUUUUUUAUCGUCCUUGCAUUCCUUCCAGCCGUAUCUUCUUCAUCUACUGUCACUCGCAAGUUUCAGUCUUUUCAGAGAAUGGGAAGUAAUGAUGGAACUGACUAUGGUGCAUACACCUAUAACGAGCUUGAGAGGGAACUUUACUGGCCAUCUGAGAAACUCCGGAUCUCCAUCACUGGGGCAGGUGGUUUUAUCGCUUCCCACAUUGCUCGUCGGUUGAAGAGUGAGGGCCAUUACAUUAUUGCUUCUGACUGGAAGAAGAACGAGCACAUGACUGAAGAUAUGUUCUGUCAUGAAUUUCACCUUGUUGACCUUAGGGUCAUGGACAAUUGCUUGGAGGUUACUCAGGGAGUUGAUCAUGUGUUUAACCUUGCUGCUGAUAUGGGCGGGAUGGGUUUCAUUCAGUCCAACCACUCUGUUAUUAUGUAUAACAAUACAAUGAUUAGCUUUAACAUGCUUGAGGCUUCUAGGAUCAAUGGAGUUGAGAGGUUUUUCUAUGCCUCUAGUGCAUGCAUCUAUCCUGAAUUUAAGCAGUUGGAUACCAAUGUAAGCUUGAAGGAGUCUGAUGCCUGGCCUGCUGAGCCUCAAGAUGCUUAUGGCUUGGAGAAGCUUGCAACCGAGGAGCUUUGCAAGCACUAUACCAAAGACUUUGGAAUUGAGUGCCGUAUUGGAAGAUUCCACAAUAUUUAUGGCCCUUUCGGUACAUGGAAAGGUGGACGGGAAAAGGCUCCCGCUGCGUUUUGCAGAAAGGCUAUCACUUCUACUGACAAGUUUGAGAUGUGGGGUGAUGGACUUCAGACCCGAUCUUUCACCUUCAUCGAUGAAUGUGUAGAGGGUGUGCUCAGGUUGACAAAGUCAGACUUCCGUGAGCCAGUGAACAUCGGGAGUGAUGAGAUGGUCAGCAUGAAUGAGAUGGCUGAGAUUGUUCUGAGUUUUGAGGACAAGAAGCUCCCUAUUCAUCACAUUCCUGGCCCUGAGGGUGUUCGUGGACGUAAUUCAGACAAUACACUGAUUAAAGAGAAGCUUGGCUGGGCGCCGACAAUGAGGUUGAAGGACGGGCUGAGAAUUACAUAUUUCUGGAUCAAGGACCAGAUUGAGAAGGAGAAAGCUCAAGGUAUUGACCUGUCUAUUUAUGGGUCAUCUAAGGUGGUUGGAACUCAAGCCCCAGUUCAGCUGGGUUCACUGCGUGCUGCUGAUGGGAAAGAAUGAAGUGGAUAAACCCCAUGGUUGUAGUAGUUGCCCUAGAAAAGCCAAGUUUUAUUGUGUUUAUCGUAAUGGCUUAUGAAGGUAUUUAUGGUUGUGGAGCUCUAUGAGGCUAUUUAUGAGUAUGCAUAAUUAUUAAUUUUGGAUUUGGUGUCUAGUUUGUACUGUGUAGGAGAAGGGAGAAGCUUUGGUGCUCCCAUUGUAUUAAAUCUGGCUUUUCAACAACAGCUACUAUGAUCAUCGGCUUAUGUUGUCAACUGUUUAUCAAUAAUAAGCUCUACUUUCAUUCA